This is a messenger RNA of Onthophagus taurus, 2084 nucleotides long. RefSeq names its product protein-serine O-palmitoleoyltransferase porcupine-like. Gene Ontology annotation, molecular function: palmitoleoyltransferase activity; Wnt-protein binding. Lineage: Eukaryota; Metazoa; Arthropoda; Insecta; Coleoptera; Scarabaeidae. The record is from RefSeq and is a predicted model, not a curated record. Gene Ontology annotation, cellular component: membrane; endoplasmic reticulum. Gene Ontology annotation, biological process: protein palmitoylation; Wnt protein secretion; lipid modification.
GUUGGAUUUGUCGCCGUUAUGGCGCCAGAGACGCAUUUUGAAUUUGACAGCAGCCGCCAUUUUAUUAACGACGCUCCAACGUUUGUUUCAAUCUCCUUGUUUUUCGUGGUUUUGUUCAAAUUAUUGAUAAACAACGUGAAUUCAGUGUUAAAAGCUCAACAAAAACUGCUAUUAAGAAGAUUAAGAGAGAAAAUCGGCAAAAAUGGACAGAUUUGUGCCUCGAUUUUUGUAUGAUAGAUACAUACGGUUUAGAAUAUGGCGCCGAGAUUUCUCAUUUGACGAUUGGGAUGCUGAGAGAGUCUUUAAAACAUCUUUGUAUUUAACGGAAUGGUUAUUACAAAUUAUCCUGCUGGCUCUCUUUUGGUUAUUUAUUAUUCCGCCGAUAAUGGAUAACGAUUUUUUCGUAGGUGAGGAGCUGGGUGAAGUUAUUAGAGAGUUCGUCUUGGUUUGUACUAGACCAACUGUAAAAGGAUUCAUUAUACUCAUUUCAUCGGCCGUUGCGCUUAAUUUAUUAUUUAACUUCAUUCUGCGUUGUCGGCGCCUAACUUCCCGUCAAUAUCAUGUUAUGUCAGCUACUAUUGGAUAUGUUUUAUUGCAAAUAAAUUGCAACGCGAAAAGCAUGGUUGUAAUUAUGGUGUUUAUGUUGAUAAUUUUUUUGUUGGUAAAUCGACUUAAAGUUUUUGUUGAGAGGGACAGGCAAAUAAUCCGGCCUGUAUACACCAUUACGUUGAUUUUGACCACUAUUCUUUGCUUGGGGGAGUUUUUCUUUCCUUAUGAACGCGUUUGGGAGGGAAGUCGUGCCAUUAUGAUGGUAAUGACUAUGAAAGUUAUUAGCAUAUCAACCGACGAUUACUGUUUAAAACGUAUUACUACUGUAGAAUUAGUAGGUUAUUUGCUUUGCCCGGCCAGCGUUCUCUUUGGCCCGUGGAUGUCCAUGGACACCUACACUCUUAAUAAUGUUCAUCGUCAAAAAUUGAGUGCGAAAUGGUUCACCCAAACGAUUCAAGCCUUCACCUACGCUAUGGCACACAUGAUUCUAAGCAACUGUUUGGUACAAAGCAUAACUCCAAUUUCAGACGCUUUCUAUAUCCCAAUGAAAUGGCACGAAGCUCUUCGAAACAGUUUCGCAUUCCGGUCCAGCAAUUAUUGCACCGGAUAUAUGGCUGAAUUUACUAUGCUUACCGCAGGAUUUAAUGCUUAUCAACAUUAUGAUGAGGAACAACGUUGGGAUUAUCCCGUUGCUCGGCCAUCGAAUAUUGAAUGUCCAAGAUCAAUGGCUGUUGUUCUAAAAAACUGGAAUAUUCCAGCUUAUCGUUUUUUCAAAGAUUGCGUUUACAGUCCAUUUUCAGAAAUUAAUUAUGUUUGUGGACUCACUAUGACGUUUGUGUUGGCGUUAUUAUUGAAUGGCUUUAACGCACGUAUGAUGUUGAUUUUGCUUACAAUGGGAAUUUUAUCAUAUUCUCAAGAAAUCAUCCAAGAUAAAUUAGCUUACUGGUUUGACUGCUGUUGUUGCGUUAAUCCUUGUGACGACGAAUGCGAGCAUCGUUUCGGCCCUUGGAAUCCCAUUACUUUGAUUAUUAACGGUUUUAACAUGGUAAUAAACGUAUCUCAUUUGGCUUAUUUGGGUUACGUUAUGGAUAGGAAAUUCGAGAGAACCACAAUUUACGAAUUGUAUGAAAUAUGGGAGGAUGAAUUCGGUGUGCAAACCCACUUUCUUAUGUUGGUUUGGUGGGCAACCAUGUUGUUUAUAUCUUAAAACCCUUUAGAUGACUAAAUUUAUAUUCUGCAUUCCUAAAGGCUGUGUUAAAUUACUACUACUUACUAUAGUUAAAAAAAAAUUUGUUUAGAAUUAAUGUUUAGUUUUCGUUUACUUUGAAAUACGUUUAUAUUAAAAAAAAAUAAUGUUGUGUUCUCGUAGAAAUAUUUUUUGUCACAAUUUCAAUUGUGUUUUGUAUUUUUUGUAAUGAUUUUCUAAUAAAAAAAAUUUAAAAAUGUAAAUAUGAGUAUGAUUUUAGUUGUUACAACAAUUAUCUCGACUACUGUUGGAGAUAUGACAAAAUGUAUUCUAUUAUCUGGUAGGUAUA